Messenger RNA from Drosophila gunungcola (fruit fly), 2190 nucleotides. RefSeq names its product bifunctional lysine-specific demethylase and histidyl-hydroxylase NO66 (gene NO66). The transcript is spliced from 2 exons. The coding region runs from base 134 to 2146 and encodes 670 amino acids. Gene Ontology annotation, molecular function: histone H3K4 demethylase activity; histone H3K36 demethylase activity. The record is from RefSeq and is a predicted model, not a curated record. Lineage: Eukaryota; Metazoa; Arthropoda; Insecta; Diptera; Drosophilidae. Gene Ontology annotation, cellular component: nucleolus.
UCGAUAACCAUAGAGGAGACCGGCAAUAUUAACUGUAAAUGCAAGCACGUGCAGCAAACCAUUUUUAAAGUUCAAUUUUAUGUCAGAAUAUAGCGAUAUAUCACAGUAAUCGUUUCGUUAUUUGUGUAGAAUAAUGCCAAAAGCGGUGUCAUCCUCGGGCAAAAAGUCCAAGAGCCCAAGAACUAACGGUACAGCUAAAGCCAAGAAACCGGCUUAUUCUGAAUACGAUAUAGAUCUAGAGGAUUUGAUGUAUGAUGAUAGUGACACCGAUGGUGCAGUGUCUUGGAGUGACGUAUCCAGCCAAUCCUCGCCAGAAGCCGCUGCCGCCGUGAAGGGCAAAUCGAAGGCAGCAAAGGCCACAGAUCGCAAAAGACGCUCGCCGCCAGAGGAUGCCAAUGGCAACAAAAAGCAGGCGGGAAAGGCGACCAACGAACCAACUGCACCAGCCGCAUCCAAUCGCAAACAACAGAGGCGCAGUGAGGGAUUGGAAAAAACCGAACCAAUUCUGGUGAAUGGAGGGGCUCUAGCCUGUCCCUUGGUGCGAAAAUCUUUGCCAGCAGGUAAAGCGGCUUCCACAGCCGCCAAAUCCCCGGAAGCCAAACCCAAAUCAUGUCCCCUGCCCAAAAAGGGCAAAGCUAAGAGCCCGGUGAUUAAACUGGAAACACCAGAGGAUUCCGAGGACUCAAACAAAGAAGAGAAUACAAGCAUUAAACUGCAAUGGGGCCGCAGUAGCAGUCUCAAGCGACAAGACAUAAUCCCAACUCAGCCAAAAGAAGUCCACAAGACCAACAGCAUCGAAGAAGGUCGUCGCAUUCUGCAGUGGAUCAUCAAUCCCGUCCUGCCGGAAAACUUUUUCACCGACUAUUGGGAGAAGAACGCCUGCCUGGUGCAGCGCAAGAAUCCCAAAUACUACAGCGAUCUGAUUUCCUUCAAGAUGAUCGAUGACAUGCUGAUUCGUCACCAUUUGCAGUUUACCAUCAAUUUGGACAUAACCAGCUAUAAGGAUGGCAAGCGUGAGACCUUGAAUCCCGAGGGCCGGGCCAUGCCGCCAGCCGUUUGGGGCUUCUAUGCGGAUGGCUGCAGCAUACGCCUGUUGAAUCCAUCCACCUAUUUGCCAGGACUGCGACAGGUGUGCAGCAUAUUGCAGGAGUUUUUCCAUUGCCUGGUGGGGGCAAAUGUCUACCUAACGCCACCGAAUAGUCAAGGCUUUGCACCCCAUUACGAUGACAUCGAGGCGUUCGUUGUCCAAGUGGAGGGACGCAAGCGUUGGCGCUUGUACGAGCCGCCGCAUAAGUCGGAUCUGCUGGCCAGGAUCUCGUCGGGCAACUAUGAUCAGGAGCAGUUGGGUCAGCCGAUACUCGACGAGGUGCUGGAAGCCGGCGAUGUCCUAUAUUUUCCACGUGGCACCGUUCACCAGGCAAUCACCGAAAAGAAUCAGCACUCGCUGCACGUCACACUGAGUGUGUACCAGCAGCAGGCCUAUGCCAAUCUGCUCGAGAAACUAAUGCCCAUUGUUCUCAAACGGGCUGUCUCACAGAGUGUGGCCCUGCGUCGCGGUCUACCGCUGCACACCUGGCAAGUUUUGGGUGAAUCACAGUCUCGCUCCGUCCACAGCCAAUCGCGCAAUCAACUGGUGGAGAAUGUGCAGAACUUGGUUCGCAAACAUUUGAUGCCCUCCGUCCAGGAAAUCGAUGAAGCCGUGGAUCAGCUGGCCAAGAAAUUCCAGCAUGAGGCAUUGCCACCGACACUAUUGCCCGAGGAAAAGUUGCGCACUGUUUUCGGUUCCCGAAAUGAGGUAAAUGCCCAGGGCUACUGCAACUGCGACUAUAUCAUCACUGAGGAGACAUCCGUGCGCUUGCUGCGUGCCAAUAUCCUGCGCCUCGUCAAAGAGGAAGAUGGCAGCAACCUGAGGAUCUAUCAUCAUAUGGACAAUGCCCUGGAGUACUGCAAGUACGAGCCCACCUUCAUGGAGAUUCUGCCAGCGGAAGGGGCUGCCGUUGAGGUUCUAAUUGCCGCCUAUCCAUCGUACAUUAAGGUGGGCCAGUUGCCCAUGAAGAAUGCGGAUCGCAAAGUGGAGGUUGCCCUUGCGCUGUGGGAACGGGGUCUCCUCAUGACCGAGAAGCCAUUAUAUGAUGAAGAUCGUUAAGAAUUUGAAUGAUUACUGGAUCUGGAUACAAAAAGAUUUAAAAA